Molecule: messenger RNA, 1793 nt
Organism: Drosophila takahashii
Lineage: Eukaryota; Metazoa; Arthropoda; Insecta; Diptera; Drosophilidae
Gene: Mur82C
Product: Mucin related 82C
Source: RefSeq, a predicted model, not a curated record
AUGCUCUGCGCUGUGCUCUUCAGUGGACUCUUAAUGUGGACGCUUCUGUUCGCCGUCAUGGGAUUACUUGCGAGCGGUGAACGUAGGCUAAAAUUCCGUAUCUUCCAUGAAGUGGCGGUUCAGGCACACAACAAAAGCGUUGAUCCGAUCUCAGUCGCCCAGUUGGCGGAGGCGAAAAAAAGGAUAGUGGAGGCCGAGCGGAGUCCGCAGAUGGUGCCCAUGAACCGCCUCCAAACUAAUCUUUUGGAGAUCUGUGAUUUGAUCAAGAGAGAUCCCUGUGAGAUCUGGCAGCCGGACAGUUGCCCCUCCUGGAGGCCAGGAUGCUACAACCGUCCACCGGCGAAAAUUUGCCCUCCCUGGGUACCAAGCUGCAAAGUACCCAUUCCGCCAAAGAUGUGUUGGUAUAAGCCGGGCCAGCCAUGUCCACCGCCUUUAGGGGCCUAUUGCCACGGAAGUGGUUGGUGUCAGCCAGGCAGCAAAUGCCCUAUUGAGACGACGUCACCUACAGAAACGUCAGCAAUAUCGAAAACACAAACUGCAAUAAGUUUGAGUACAACUACUCAAUUAAGGAUACCUUCCACAAUAACAGGCCCACCAAUCAAAACAACUGCAGUGUCAAAAUGGACUUCAAAAACUUCAAGUACAAAACCUUCAGUAAAACCAGCAUCCACUGCCGGGUCAGAAAUCAAAACGUCUACAAUGUCAAAAUGGAGUCCAAAAACUUCAAGUAUGAACCCUUCACUAAAACCAGCAUCCACAAUGUCAAAAUGGCGUACUUCAUCCGAGCCGGGUGAAUGCGGAAGACCAGGAGCUCCAGGUGGACCUUAUGGUCCAGGCGGUCCAAUGGGUCCCGGUGGACCUGGCGGUCCGGCGGGGCCUGGCGGACCGGGCGGACCUGGUGGACCGGGCGGACCGGGCAUGCCUUGGGGUCCUGGAGGACCUGGAGGCCCUGGUGGUCCAAACGGACCAGGAGGUCCUGGAGGCCCUGGAGGACCCGGGGGGCCGGGAGGACCAGGAGGACCUUGCGGGGCGGGAUGUGAAAAGAUCACAGGAAAAAAAACGACUCGGAAGCGAAAGUGUUGUAGAAAAGCUAAGCGUGCAUUCCAUCGAUCAGCAAUACAUGUAAAUAAGCCUCGUAAAGCUCACAUACCAAUUGGACCAACGGGAAAAGAGUCUUUUACCAAGCGUUUCUUAAAUGGCUUUGGUGAAAUCGAAAAACAUAAUCGCAAAAAUGACAACUUACUGAUAAAACCAAUGAUGUCGGCUAGCCCCAAUCGCAACGAUAAGCUUUGGAGAUCUGUUCGUAAGAAUGUAUCCAUUAUUAAAUCAAGAUCAAACGACAUAAGUAAGGAUCUGCAAUUAUUCAGAAGCUCAGAUAACUGCAUUGUUGCACAUGUCCUAAAAAUGUUCAACGAGGAAGAAAAAAAAAAAAAAAUUAAAACGAAGCCAAAGAUUUGUAAAAUAAAUCUAGUUAGUUUGUCCAAACUUAAACUAAGGUCGCAAAUGAACUAUGACAUAUAUGUACUUCUGCCCAUAUUAAUCAUAAAUAAUAACCGACUUACCUUUGAAAUGUCUCAAUCACCUAAGUUGAAGUGAUAACGGUUAUAGGGUUCUGCUCUAGAAAAGGGGACUCACCCCUGAAAUUUGCGAAAAGAUUAUUCUCGAUGGACCGUGGUUUCUUAAAAUAAUAUCCCGACGGUCACCCAUGGUUCUCUUGAACUUUAAUUUCAAAGCUGCGUAUUUUUCCAUAAAAAACAAGAAUGCUUUUAAAUUAUUUUUAGUAAUGUAAUUGA